AUGGACCAACAACAAGCGGCACAGGUCCUCCAGUCGCUCCAGGAACUACAGACCGAGGUCAAUCGACUAAGAGGCCGAGAAGCUGAACUGACAGCACAGGUCGCUUCUUUUGGUGCCGGUUCGGCUGCUUCAGCUGGACCUGGCAGUGCACUGGCACAGUUGGUGCAGUCACAAAAGGAGCUUGUGGACGCCCUUAGAUCGAAAGAACAAGUCCGGUUGGUCGACAACAAGGGCCUUGGCAAGCCCGACAAGUUUGAUGGGACAGCCGAAAGAUUCUUGUCAUGGAAAAUCAAGACGUCCUCCUAUCUUGCAAGUGUUCGCAAAGACCUUCGUGAGAUUCUGGUUUGGGCCGAAGAUUGCGAUCAUGCAAUCACUGCAGAUGACAUCGACAAGGCUUUUGGGAGUCAAGCAGAUGCCAUUGACCAGGUGUCGAACAUCAGUGAAUUGAGACGCGAGCUUUGGGACGCGCUGCUAAUGCUGACAGAGCGUGAGCCCUUUGACAUCGUGCUGAACACCGGGGAAUGCGGCAUCGAAAGCUGGAAAAAGCUCACGCGGAGGUACGACCCAUCCACUGGUGGUCGCAAACGCGCUCUCCUCAAUGCAAUCUUGUCACCGGCUCGAUUCAAGAUGGAAGAUUUGCCGUCCAACCUGGAGAAGCUUCUUGACAGCAUCAGACUUUAUGAACGUCGCAAAGACGCAUCUGGCAACCGAACGAUGUUGGCAGAAGACAUCAAGAUCAACGUGAUUGAACGAUUGGUGCCGGCAGAGCUCGAGCGUCAUCUCGUUCUCAAUCGAGAUCGCUUCAAGACGUUCGAGUCCAUGCUGUCCGAGAUCCAGUCCUAUGUGGAACAUGCCACCGGCAACAAGAUCAAGGUGGUGAACAGCCAGCCCUACGACGCACAUGGCCGUGGGGACGAUCCUAUGGAUGUCGGAAGCUUUGGAAAAGAUGCAAAGGGAAAAGGUAAGGGCAAGAAGGGAGCUGGAGGAAAACCUGGAAAGGGAAAUGCAACAGCUGAGAAGAGAACAUGUCACAACUGCGGACGCCCAGGACAUCUGCGGGCAGAUUGCUGGGCACCUGGAGGCCCCAAACAUAAGGGGACGGGUGGCAAAGGCAACAGCAAUCAGAAUAAGGACAAGGGCAAGGGCAAAGGCAGCCCCGGAAAGCACAAGCAGAAGCCCAAAGGAGGCAAAUCUGUGAACAAUGUCGAACAAGGUGAACCAGAAGCAGAAGACUGGGACGCAGCUGAUGGCGACGAUGGUCAACAAGCAGCAAAUGGUUUAACGCUCUAUGGUGUUGAUGGGCCACCACAUGACGAGGAUGACGACGAAAGUUUCCAGGUCGAUCCCGAGUCCGAGGAGUCGGAAGCCUCGACAAGUCGCAGAAGGUGGUUUUCUUUGCCUCACCCACGUGCGUCAUGGCCUGAAGAGUGGGACGACCCCGACUAUGAUGGACCGAGUGGAUCGAGAGGUCACCGAGCACGAGACCACUACAUCCAAGUCCGCGUCUUCCAAGGCACCUCGAACGCCACAGGGAAGACCCAAGAGGGGCAGAAGUCCAAAGAGCUCAGCACCAAAGAGAGGCAAAGCAAGCAGAUCAGGGCCAGUCACUCCGGAGUCAGCACUCCGACGCUUUCGAAUGACUUCGAUGACACCACCACCAAGGAGAAGGUUGAGGCAUGGCUCUACACCUUUGCCAAAGACACCACCGACACCUAUAGCAUGGCCUGCAUCACCUCCACAACAGCCGAUAGCCUCGCCCAAGACUCCACCAGGACCACCACCAGGAUGGCAAAGCCAAGUAGCUUCACCCAAGACUCCGCCAUGUCCACCACCGGGAUGGCAAAGCUCUCAGGUGAAGCCACACCACCUGUCAAGGCAUCAUCGGCAGCUUCGACUUCAGGUUCUCGACUUGUCCAGAUGCUGAAGGCUGCGCUGAGUUCACAAAUCCGCAAAGUCCAAGAAGAAGAUCCUGGUUCAGGAGAUGGCCAGGCAGAUGCGAUGUUAGCGGCUUUGAGGACUAGAUCUGUCAAGGCACCGCACAUCACAAAGCAGAACAUCAGCGAUCCUUCUUUCCACGACUCGAGAUACCAUGCCGAGAUUGCCAAAGGUGUUGCACACAAUGUGGCCUGGAGAAAUGAACGUUUGAGAAGACGUGCAAUCGUCCACCGACGAGGAGGAGUCAAGGAUGAAGACAACUUGGAUGCGGGCAUCGAGACGGUGGUUGUGGGCAAAGCUGGUCAGAGCACAGUGAUAGAGUUUUCAGCGGAAGAGCGGAAAACUUUGAGGCAGUUCCCGGACGACGAGGCCAAGUUGCUGCGGAAGGAUCCCAAGAAGAAACCCAUGACCAAGCGUGUUCGAAGCGUUGGGUACAGGGUGAAGAAGAAUCGCAACCGCAAUGUGGCGCGCAAGAUGGCGAGGAAGAACCGACCAGCCUUGGUUCUGAAGGAAAACACUGAAGUGAACGCAGAUGAAGAUGAUGAUGAAAUGGAAGAGGUCUACAUCGAAGAGCCUGAUGAGCCUCGAGACCGACCAGGCAGAGGAGACCCCGAUGGUGGAGCUGGAUCGGCUCCUGCUGCAGUCUACAGCUUGGGGGCCUCUGACGACUGGCGAAAAUGGGAACGAGCAGAGUUGAACAUCGACACCGGUGCUGCCAUCACUGCAGUACCACUUGACUUCGCCAAGGACUACCCGAGGAGCGAGUCCAAUGGAGCAAGCUACAAGGCAGCCAAUGCGGAACCCAUCGAAGAUCAGGGAAGUGUGAAGCUGGUGGGAUACGACGAAUCUGGCAACAAGAUCCCAAUCGAUUGCCGAGUUGCAGAUGUGCAUCGGCCACUUCUUUCAGGUUCCGAGAUCGCCAAGAACUACCACAUCGCCCUUGGACCAUCUUCGGGGAGAUUGAUCCCAAGAAACACUCCUGCGGGACGGGCCUAUUCGAAGGCCAUGAAAGAUCUGAUCCGAGAUUAUGGCGAUUCAAUGCCCAUUGUGCACAAUCGCCGAGGCAUCUAUGUGUUGGACUAUUGGGUGUCACCUUUUCAGGGGCAUCCUCAAGAGGAGUAA
Messenger RNA from Cladocopium goreaui, 3057 nucleotides. The record is from the annotation of a GenBank genome assembly. Lineage: Eukaryota; Dinophyceae; Suessiales; Symbiodiniaceae.